Messenger RNA from Castor canadensis (American beaver), 942 nucleotides. NCBI's taxonomy places the organism in Eukaryota, Metazoa, Chordata, Mammalia, Rodentia, Castoridae. The record is from RefSeq and is a predicted model, not a curated record.
AUGACCACUAGGAAUCUCACCUGGGUGACUGAAUUCAUUCUCAUGGGAGUCUCAGACCUUCCAGAGUUGCAGAUUCCCCUCUUCCUUGUCUUCCUGGUCAUCUAUGUGCUCACCGUGGCAGAGAACCUGGGCAUCAUCACCCUCACCAGUGUCAACUCAAAACUCCAAACCCCCAUGUACUACUUCCUCCGACACAUGGCCAUCAUCAACCUUGGCACCUCCACCAUCAUUACCCCUAAAAUGCUGGUCAUUGUUAGUAAGAAAACCACCUCAUACUAUGAAUGUGCCACCCAACUGGGGGGAUUCCUGUUUUUUGUAGUAGCCGAGAUCUUCAUGUUGGCUGUGAUGGCCUAUGAUUGCUAUGUGGCCAUUUGCAAUCCCCUGCUGUACAUGGUGGUGGUGUCUCUGAGGAUGUGCUUUCUGCUGGUGUCCCUCACAUACCUGUAUGGCCUGUUCACAGCUAUAGUAGUUACCCCAUGUGUAUUCUCUGUAUCUUGUUGUUCUUCCAAUGUCAUCCACCAUUUUUAUUGUGAUAAUAUUCCCUUGUUAGCAUUGUCCUGCUCUGAUACACAAAUGCCAGAAACAGUAGUGUUUAUCUUCUCUGGAAAAAACUUGGUUUUUUCCAUGAUCAUUGUCCUAGUAUCCUACUUCAAUAUUACCCUUGCCAUUUUGAGGAUACGUUCAGCAGAAGGAAGGAAAAAAGCCUUUUCUACCUGUGAUUCUCAUAUGAUGCCUGUCACUGUGUUCUGUGGCACUCUCCUUUCCAUGUAUUUGCAACCAAGGACAAAUCACUCAUUAGACACUGACAAAAUGGCUUCCAUCUUCUACACGGUAGUGAUACCAGUGCUAAACCCUGUAAUUUAUAGCUUAAGGAACAAGAAUGUGAAGGAUGCUUUCAAGGGAUUCCUGAAUAAUCCAUGCCAAGCAUUUAAACAAAUGUAA